CGUAGCUGUAUAAGCGCCCGAGUGCGUCUCGAGAGGCCCAGGUUCGGAUUCCGAGCCUGGACCCCCCGAAGCCGCAGCGGCCACCCCCCGAUGUUUUGUUUGUAAACAAACAAACAAACAUUGUUUACACAGAAACAUACACGCAACGCAUCGCCCGCCCGGAAAAACGACCCUAAAGCAAUAUAUAGCUGCUUUAUUGAUCCAGCCUGGCUUUCUGUAGGGCUGGGCGGUUCAAAGAGCGAAAGGAGGAGCCACCGGAGCCUGGCUGCUUCUCCUUGCCAACCAUGUCGGCUGGGCUGAGGGCAAACGGGGCUAGUCUCCUGGGCUUUGGGAGGGCCGCUUUCUGGCAGGUGAGGAGCUGUUCUGCAUCUUCAGCUCAACCGGUGAUUUCAGCCAAACAUCCCUUUCAAGUGGACUUAAAACAAGGGAAGGGUUAUGCUUGGUGUGCCUGUGGCCAUAGCCGAAAGCAGCCCUUCUGUGAUGGAUCCCAUAAAAAGAAUGCCCCCAAAAUUUCUCCCCUGAGGUUCAAAGCUGAAGAAACAAAAGAAGUCUGGCUAUGUGGCUGCAAAUGUACCAAGAACCCUCCAUACUGUGAUGGUACCCACAAGGAAGAUUUUGUGCAAAAAGCAGAGCUACAUUCCUAGCUGCACAUAUGAAGAGAAGAAACCAGAGUUCUUUGGGGAAAUGUAAGAAAUAUAGAAAUCAGCAGAAGACCAGCCUUGGGUGCAAGGCACUGGGGCACUCUUUGACACAGCUACUGUUCAGUUCAAUACAACAGGUGCAGAAACACCUUCCAGGAUACUGUGCCAUUGACUGUCUUGGCAGAGACUGUGACCCUUCUGUGACUUGAGUGCAUAUUGGCCAUCUAUAUAUGCAGCAGAGGAGGAAGUUCAGACUAGUCUGCUUCCCUCCACCAGUUUUAAAAUUGCGCAUAUGCUUGCUGAAAUCACCUACUGCGCAUAGGUCAACACCUCAAACACUGUUUCCAUAGUUAUACGACAAUCACUGACCACAUAAUAACCUAUGUGAACAGGACUGGGUAACAGAUGGACUAGAGCCCCUGCCAGCCCAACACGUGGUGAAGGAUGGUGGGAACUGCAGUCUAGUUAUAUCUGUAGAGCCUUAUAUUUCCCACCACUUGCAGAGAACGAAGAAGUGAAAUGGUCUUUUUCAUCAUUUAGAGACUGAGUUUUUUAAAAUGAAUUCAUUGAUGUUACCUGUUAGAAGGGUGGUAAUUCAUCUGUUGGCACUGGAAAUAUGGACACCGAAUUUAUGUUAAAUUUGUUAAUUUCUUAAUUAAAUGGUAGUUUUUUGAAGAAAC
This is a messenger RNA of Sceloporus undulatus (fence lizard), 1321 nucleotides long. RefSeq names its product CDGSH iron sulfur domain 3 (gene CISD3). The record is from RefSeq and is a predicted model, not a curated record. The transcript has 3 exons. NCBI's taxonomy places the organism in Eukaryota, Metazoa, Chordata, Lepidosauria, Squamata, Phrynosomatidae. Gene Ontology annotation, cellular component: intracellular membrane-bounded organelle. The coding region runs from base 285 to 644 and encodes 119 amino acids. Gene Ontology annotation, molecular function: 2 iron, 2 sulfur cluster binding.